AUGGGUCAAUUUCUUGAGCUUCCUGCAGAGAUACGGCAGGAGAUCUUGCUCUCCGCCCUGCCGGAAAAGAUCACGGUUUCGCCCGCCGAAGUGCACCCGAUGACAAGAUUGUUGCUUAUCUGCAAGGUCGUAAAACAAGACGUAGAAGAAAUUGCGAAGAAGUUUAGCCCCGAGUACCUUGUCGUGGAACCGAGUCAUCUCUGCUGUUUGAAAUCACGACGUCCGGCGAUGAGUCCGAUCGAGUGCGUCACAUUGGAAAUCUUCUCAGCGGCCACAUUGGAGGCCAUGACGGGGGCAACCAGCUCAUCUGUUUCGAGUUCAGAAAUUGGAGAUCUGCUGUAUCAGUGGAACUUUGCACUUGGAGCAGCGCGCAGCGCUUUCCCAAAGUCGGGCCUCAAACAAAUCACUGUUGACCUCACGCCCAUUCCUCAUUCCUGUCGAGACGAGAGCGAUUAUUCGAUCACUAUGGCGGUGAGCCAUCCAGCUGUUGCAAAUAGAAUGUUCAGCAUGUGCGAGUCUCAGAUUUCUAAUCUGAUUAUCUUCAUUUGCACGUAUCUUAAGAUCACGGCUCAGCGACAGCGACCGAAGCUCCUCGUGACUGGAAAGUUGUCCCUGCAGACGCUUUUCCGAAUUCCAACCCUUCUUCAGGACAUAGCCCGGAUCAGGGAAGAAGGAAUUGAAAUUAGAUUUGAUCCGGAAUGGAUGGAUGAAUCCAAAGUAUGAGAGAAUGCUCGAACGUUGCAUUCGUGUCUUAGCGU
Verruconis gallopava is the source of this 758-nucleotide messenger RNA. RefSeq lists its product as uncharacterized. The record is from RefSeq and is a predicted model, not a curated record. NCBI's taxonomy places the organism in Eukaryota, Fungi, Ascomycota, Dothideomycetes, Venturiales, Sympoventuriaceae. The coding region runs from base 1 to 723 and encodes 240 amino acids. The transcript has a single exon.